Aricia agestis (brown argus) is the source of this 877-nucleotide messenger RNA. RefSeq names its product vesicle transport through interaction with t-SNAREs homolog 1A (gene Vti1a). Gene Ontology annotation, biological process: retrograde transport, endosome to Golgi; intracellular protein transport; macroautophagy. Gene Ontology annotation, cellular component: late endosome membrane; endoplasmic reticulum membrane; Golgi apparatus. NCBI's taxonomy places the organism in Eukaryota, Metazoa, Arthropoda, Insecta, Lepidoptera, Lycaenidae. The record is from RefSeq and is a predicted model, not a curated record. The transcript has 5 exons. Bases 161 to 790 code for a protein of 209 amino acids. Gene Ontology annotation, molecular function: SNAP receptor activity; SNARE binding.
AGAAAAUCGCAAAUGUAUUGUGAUUUGUGUGAAAUUUUAUUAAUAUUCAUCGGAAAUAGAAUCUUAAUUUAAAAAUAAGCAGUAUUUUUACGUAUGUUUGAAUUUUCAAACAGUGCGCUUAUUGUUAUUGUUUGUAUAAAGAUUUCCUGUCGCCUAAAAUAUGGCUACAUUAAUACAAUCUUAUGAGCAGCAAUAUUCCAUCAUUACAGCUGAUAUAACAGCAAAAAUUGGUAGGCUGAGGACAGCAAAUGAAGACGAACGAGAUUCCCUUCACAAAGAAAUCCAAGGAAAUUUCGAGGAAGCCAAUGAUCUAUUGGAGCAAUUGGAACUGGAAUACAGAGGCUCAGGUGCUGGCUCCAGAGUAUCGGCCUACAGAGCUGAACUGCAGAGAGUGAAGGAUGAAUAUAGAAAAGUUGGGACUAAUCCUGCAUUAUAUAACAUUGACAAUGAAGAGUAUGACGACUGGUCAACGGGGAAUGAGCAGAGACAGAAGUUAUUGGACAACACAGAGAGGCUGGAGAGGACGGGCAAGAGUCUCACAGAGGGCUACCGAGUUGUGCUGGAGACGGAGCAGAUAGGGGCGGCUGUGCUGCAGGACCUAAACUCCCAGAGAGAAACAAUACAGAGAUCUAGAGGAAGGCUACGGGAAACUGACGAACAGUUGAAUAGGUCUACACGACUGUUGAAGACCAUGAUGAUGAGAGCAUUGCAGGAAAGAUUUGUCCUGGGAAUAGUCUUUUUGGUGUUAGUAGCUUUAAUAGGUUUAGCAGUCUAUUUGUCGGUCACAUAGCUUACAUAUAGUUAGCAUUAUAUUGUAACUUAUUGAUAUCCUAGAAACUUUAUUUACAUUUCCAUUACCUACUGUAGGAAACAUAAA